CGACGUCGGUCAGGCGGCACACGGUCGCGCACGGGCUGUCGAACCUGCCGCGCACGUCGGGUCAAAUGCGAUGAGACCCCUGGCCAUUGCUACAACUGCACCUCCACAGGAAGAACAUGCGAGGGCUACGACCCCUCCCCAUUACCUCGCCCAAACAACGCUCAACGGCAGCGGGUAACAUCUCCCCAGUUGCCGUUGACGGUCACAACCAAGAUCCGCUGCAUCACCACAGCCGAUGAACGACGCUGUUUCGCAUUCUUCCAAAGACGCACGAUCCCGGAUAUUCUGGGGGCAUUUGAUUCCCCGUUGUGGCACCAGUUAGUGCUGCAGAUGGCCCAGCUGGACCCGGCGGUCUGUCACGCUACGAUGGCGCUGGCGGCUGCUCACCAGGAGUGUCAGAUCACCGGCAUGGGGCUGCGCCCGCAGAAACAGCAGAGUCCGUGGAACCUAUUCGCUUCCGAUCAGGCGGCGCGCGCGUUUGCCCUGCUCAGGCAACGGAACCCCCAGGACCCACUGUUGCCGCAGGUGGUACUGCUUUGCUGUAUCCUCUUUGUCAUGUUGGAUUUGGUGUGGAGGGAGUUCGACGCAGCCUUCCUGCACCUGCAGGGCGGCCUGCGCAUUCUGAAUGAGCUUCAUCGCCAGGGUAAGCCGGUGUUCCGAAAUCGACAGGGAUCGCCCGUCGAUUGGCACAUCGUCACUGCUUUGCGACAUCUCGACAUACAUUCGACACAAUUCGGCUGCGAGGCACCGUUGCUUGAGAUUCGGGAAGAGGCUCGAUUGGAUUCGACUGCAGCACAGUGGCAAACAAUCCGGAGCGUUGCCGAAGGACGCAGGGCACUUGAUCCCCUCACGACACUGACGCAUGCGUACAUGAGGCGGGCCUGGCCGUCUGAUAAAGAGCACGAUCCCGUUCUCUAUGCCUCGUUGUACCGUGAGCAGUUGACACUCCUCGCGCUGGUGGAUCAAGCUCAGCGGGCCAUGCGGGACUUUCGUCUCCGACAUUACGCCUCCCUUGGACUCAGGGGCCAGGUCGGGGCCGACAUACUCAAGGUCAAUCUCCAUUGGCUCUGUUUGGGUCUGCGUACGACCUUCGCGCUCCCUGGACCUGCAUACAUCGCGAGCAUUGCUUCUGAAUGCCAACAAAUUCUUACGACAUCCGAAGCGAUCAUCGCAAAACUUGGCCCCCAACGGCCGGCGAUCAUGUUCGACAACGGGAUUAUCUCGCCCUUAUUCUUGGUAGCCGUCUUAUCACCGGACUUCCGUGACCGUUGGCGAGCGAUCAUGGCGCUUCAUGCUUGGCCGCACUGCGAGGGGCCGUAUAGCUCAGCGUUUCACGCCCAUCUAGCCGAAAAGAUGCUGGAGGGCGAUCUGCGAGCUCGGAUCCGGGCCGAGCUGGCCACCACUCCGAACGAUUUGUCGGACCAGCAGCUUCUU
Molecule: messenger RNA, 1434 nt
Organism: Aspergillus brunneoviolaceus CBS 621.78
Lineage: Eukaryota; Fungi; Ascomycota; Eurotiomycetes; Eurotiales; Aspergillaceae
Product: Zn(II)2Cys6 transcription factor
Exons: 2
Biological process (GO): regulation of DNA-templated transcription
Molecular function (GO): zinc ion binding; DNA-binding transcription factor activity, RNA polymerase II-specific
Source: RefSeq, a predicted model, not a curated record